AUGCCCACUUUUCAACCGUCAGAGCAUGGCGAUGACGAUGGAAGCGAUGCUGCCGGUAUUGAUGAAACUAUUCGCGUCAGCCAAUUCAGCAGCAGACAAGCAAGCGAACAUUCGGGUAAUGCUUUCGACAUUACCAGCCUAACCGACUUGUCGCGUGACGACAACGAUGAAUUGAUGCAAGAUCCAUUCUUCGCACGCUCCGCCACCAAACGGGGCAGACGCAACACAGUCAUCCGUACGAUGAAACGAGAACUGGAAGCAGACUAUCCCCCGGAGCUACUGUACCAGAAAUCCUUUGCCGAUCUUCAAGCCGAGCCCUUCGAAAAAAUACCAUCCCCUCCCCCAACAGCCAGAUCACCUUCGUUGCCACCAGGGCCGCCUCUUGUGCCGAAUUUUCACUCUCCCAAUGAUGCCGUAUCCGAGCUUCUACGGUCUGCAGAAGAAAACCGCCCGGCGUACCUUUCACGCAUGUCUGUCGAUGAGUGGGAAGACUGUGGAGACCAGCUAAUCGACCGAUUCAGCCACCUCCUCACGGAGAUGAAGAAUUUGCGUCGGGCUCGCCGUCAAACAGCUGCAAUUUUUGAAGCCGAGAUGCGGCGUCGUCACGAAGAGGUCGAGGUACAAGAUGCAGAGUUAUCGACGAAGCUGAACGAAAUGCGGACUGGUGGUGUCGAGGUCCUCCGAGGUCGAUCGAAUGGAUGA
Molecule: messenger RNA, 702 nt
Organism: Penicillium atrosanguineum
Lineage: Eukaryota; Fungi; Ascomycota; Eurotiomycetes; Eurotiales; Aspergillaceae
Product: RNA helicase (Dbp)
Exons: 1
Coding region: 1-702 (233 amino acids)
Biological process (GO): nucleolar large rRNA transcription by RNA polymerase I
Cellular component (GO): RNA polymerase I core factor complex
Molecular function (GO): RNA polymerase I core promoter sequence-specific DNA binding; TBP-class protein binding
Source: RefSeq, a predicted model, not a curated record